Penicillium arizonense is the source of this 1503-nucleotide messenger RNA. RefSeq lists its product as uncharacterized. Gene Ontology annotation, molecular function: transmembrane transporter activity. NCBI's taxonomy places the organism in Eukaryota, Fungi, Ascomycota, Eurotiomycetes, Eurotiales, Aspergillaceae. Gene Ontology annotation, biological process: transmembrane transport. The record is from RefSeq and is a predicted model, not a curated record. Bases 1 to 1503 code for a protein of 500 amino acids. The transcript is spliced from 4 exons.
AUGGGAUUGGCAUCGUCUAAUGAUUUUCCAGAUCCUCUCACUCUCUCGCCGAUCCGAAAAGUACACAUCGUCCUCGCUGGAAUCCUAUUCAUCUUCAAUAGUGCCUUUGGAUCAUCACUUCCCUCAGGCGCCCACGAUGCAAUUGCAGACUCAUUCCACCUCGCCCACGACGAUACAAAGCUCGUCCUUCUGAACUCACUAUACCUUGUGGGGUUCGCCAUCGGUCCACUUAUAUUUGGGCCUCUGAGCGAGCAUGUCGGCCGUAGGCCCGUCCUAAUCGGCACAUUCAGCGGAUAUAUCAUCUUCACCAUGGCCUGCGCGUUAUCGCCAAACUUUCCUGCCUUGCUCGUUUUUCGCCUUCUAUGUGGCUUGAAUGCUGCUUCGCCAAAUGCCGUACUUGGGGGGUUAUAUGCUGAUAUCUUGGAUAAUCCCCAAACUCGCGGUAUCGCUAUGGCGCUUUUCAUGGUGGUCACAGGGUUUGGUCCUCAGCUAGCACCCCUUGUAUCUGGGUUUGUUUCCACGGUAUCGUGGCGCUGGACAUUUUGGGUGGGAUUGGCUGCCGCUGGUGUAGGAUAUCCGUUUAUCCUUUUCAUUCCAGAGACCUAUGUGCCCGUUUUGAAAAAGCGACAUGCGCGACGAUUGGCCAAGGCUGGAAAACAGGAACAGAAUGGUUGCAACACUAUUGAGUCCCAGGGCCCGGGCCAUCGAGGAGAUGGGAUUUUAUCCAUCUUCAUGAGACCAUUUGUGAUGAUUGCAAAGGAGCCGGUCCUUCUCUUUGCUUCGCUUUUCAUGGGCUUCACAUAUGCAAUGUUUUAUCUGUAUUUCCAAGCUUAUCCGAUCAUUUUCCAAAGUAAGACUCCAAUUUCUGGAAAGAAUAUUGGAUUAGACCAAUCACUGAACUUCUUGGCAGAUCUAUAUGGGUUAUCACCGGGCGUAGCAGGGCUCGCAUUCUUACCAAUCAGUGUGGGGGCUUUGGUCGCAUUCUCACUCUUCUUGCUAUAUGGUUCAUACCAUUCUAAGGCUGUGAAAGAGAACAAGGCCUGGGCCAUGCUUGAAGAGUAUCGCCGUUUGCCGCUUGCCGCAUUGGGGGCACCUUUACUACCAAUCGCUCUCUUUUGGUUGGGAUGGUCUUCCAAAUUGUCCAUCCACCCCGUUGUCCCCAUGAUGUCCGGUCUCUUCUUUGGCAUAGGGUACAUCCUGAUCUUUAUGGCCAUGAUCAACUAUCUCACUGAUGCCUACAAGCAGUAUUCUGCAUCAGCGCAGGCUGCUGCAAGUACACUGCGUUCUUGCUUGGCAGUUUGUCUACCGCUGGCCACGAAUCCGAUGUACGGCGAACUGGGGAUCAACUGGGCGAGCUCGCUCUUGGCCUUUAUCGCCAUUCUGCUUGCUGUGAUUCCUUUCGUGUUUAUCAAGUAUGGCCAAUGGAUCCGAAGCCGCAGCCCAUUCUCUCAGCGGGUGAUGAAGGGAGAGUUGACGGAAAGACCAGCAGAGACAGUGGUCUGA